Messenger RNA from Didymodactylos carnosus, 1176 nucleotides. Lineage: Eukaryota; Metazoa; Rotifera; Eurotatoria; Philodinida; Philodinidae. The record is from the annotation of a GenBank genome assembly.
AUGGGAAAUGCAAAAGAGAUAUGGGAAGACAAUCGUGUUUAUUUCAGUGGUCGUUCAACAUCAACCGCACCAGAAAUCACCGAUCCUUUAGCUAUUUUACUUGAGGCAAGAUUUGAGCCAUGUCAGGUGUGUGGAGAACAAUCUUCCGGUCUCCAUUGUGGAGCAAUAACGUGCGAAGCAUGCAAAAAGUUUUUUCUCCGAUCGAUUAAUGGUGAAGAUCAAAAAUACAAAUGUGUGAGAAAUAAAGAUUGUAUUAUUACACGAAAUACGAGAACACAAUGUCAAUACUGUCGAUUUCAAAAAUGUAAAAUGGUGGGAAUGACGGUAAAAGUUUUAGGUGGACUCGAAACUCAGCAAACACCUCGAGUUGCCGAUAUCUUCGCUCAAAUAUCGUGUUAUGUUUGUAGUGCAUCAUCAUCGGGCAUACACUUUGGAGCAAUUACAUGUGAAGGAUGCAAGGACUACGAAGAGCAAGUAGAUAAACAAAGUAAAGAUCUCAUAUUGAGUGUGCACGCAGCAUACAAAGAAACUAUGGAGAAUUUAUCCCAUUGUCAAAAUAACGGAGAUGUCUGGAAUAAUUGUAUGAAUCAAUUUAAAAAUUAUGCCAAUCGAUCGGUAAAAUUUGCCACUCGCAUACCCGGUUUUAUGAAUAUAAAAAGUGUCGAAGAUCAAGUACAAUUAGUUCAAUCUUCUAUACAUAGUGUUGUUAUAAUGACAUUACAAAGAGUAAAUUCAUUCAGUUGGAAUUAUUUUAAUGCUGAUGAUCAUAAAUUAAUCAAUCAAUUACAUCAACUAUUUCCAUUUAUUAAACGUAUACAAACAGAUGCGGAUAAAAUUCAAUCCUAUGUAAAAUUUUUAAAAUUAGAUGAAAAAGAAUUUGCUUUAUUAUUGUCAUUAUUAAUUAUGUCAACAGUCAAUAUUCGAUCAGAUGAUUUUACAUUAAUUGAUACAGCACAAACAGAUUUAACAUGUGCUCUAUGCGAUUAUAUGGAUUGUAAACGAGGUCUAAAGAGUAAAGAUUUUUAUACACUCAUGUUUCUAUUACCAUCAUUGCGAAAAUUGAAUACAAUUAUUCAAGAAGAUAUUCGAAAUGAAAUACCAAAAGAUAUUGAACUUCCAUCAUUUUUCUCAAGAGUUUAUCUUAAUGGACAAGGACAUGUAAACAGUAAUGAAUAA